Perca fluviatilis (European perch) is the source of this 1552-nucleotide messenger RNA. RefSeq lists its product as uncharacterized. The coding region runs from base 622 to 1449 and encodes 275 amino acids. The transcript is spliced from 10 exons. The record is from RefSeq and is a predicted model, not a curated record. Lineage: Eukaryota; Metazoa; Chordata; Actinopteri; Perciformes; Percidae. Gene Ontology annotation, biological process: response to bacterium.
CUAUGUUUCUGUUAACCCUUUCCUUGACUGGGUUACAGGUGCAUAGCAUCAGUGACAGACACAGGAUAUUACACCUUCUGAAGAAUAACUUGACACUAAGUUUCUGCACCAACACGUGUUUUCCUGAAAGCAUUAAUGUGCUCAGUUUGAUCAACAGGAUGGACAACUAAAAGUGAAGCCCCCGCCUCUUUUACGUUGAGAGCAGCCCUACUGGAGCUCAGUCCAGUUACCGAUGUUGCAGAGCUUCAGUCACACGCACCAUGAACAACUUCACCUUGAGAACAGCUUUACUUUUCUGCAGCUUCAGCUGGAUCUCUGUCUCAGCUUCUGAGUCUCACACUGUGGAGGUCCAGUCUGGUGGAGACGUCACUCUGAUGUGCUCCAACAUGUCAUCUGUAUCAUCUGUGGCGUUCUGGUUCAGACUGGUAAAUGUAUCCAAUGUCAGCUGUGUGUCUGUUAUGUUCAACGCUGACACAGCAGAAUACUGUGAGGGAUUUAGAAAUGGAAGAUUCAACAUGAGUACCAACAUCUCCACUCUCUUUCUCCAAAUCAAACAUGUGGAUGUAUCUGACUCUGGACUGUAUUUCUGUGGAUUUUACACCUAUGGGAAUCUACUUUUAAAUGUUGAAGGCAGCGAUGAGUCCCAUAAUGACGUGGAAAACAAGUGCAAAACUUGUGCAGAACAGAGCUGUGAUCAUACGCACCACGAUGAAACGGAGCCUGAUAACAGCUUUAAUUCUCUGCAGCAUCAGCUGGAUCUCUGUCUCACGUUCUGAGUCUCACACUGAGACUGUGGAGGGUCGGCCGGGUGGAGAAGUCACACUCACAUGCUCUAACCCGUCAAUCCGAGUCCCUCCAACACUCUGGUUGAGAGUGGUCAACAGAACCAAGGCCAGCUGGAUCUCCACGAUGACCAGGUCUACAGGAACACCUUUAUACAGUGAUGUAAAUCAAAAUGGAAGAUUCAACAUGAGUACCAACAUCUCCACUCUCUUUCUCCAAAUCAAACAAGUGGAUGUAUCUGACUCUGGACUGUAUUUAUGUGGAUUUUACAUUGAAGGACGUUAUGAUUUCAGCGCGAUACACUUCAAUGUUAAAGACAGUGAUGAUUCUCAUGACGACACCAACAGGAAGUCUGAAAACAGCGAUGAAUCUCAUGAUGACGACGACAGGAAGUCUGAAACAGAGUCUGAUGGAACAGCAAAGCUGAUGAGUUUGAUCCUGGGAGCUCUGACUGUUCUCCUCUUAAUGGUCAACAUUGGUCUGGUUGUUAAAAACAGGAAACUUCAGAAAGCUGCCAAUGAAGAACAGAAUCCACAACAGCCUGAGAAUCUGGACUCUGACCUGAAAGAUGCAGCACUGAGUUUGUAUGCAGCAACAAUAAGGAAGAGGAGGCCUGCAUCAGAGAGAGAAGUGGAGACUCAUGCUGUUUAUGCUGUCUGCAGAUAGACUCAGAGUGGAACUGAUGCUUUAUCAUAUUCAUCUCCUGCUGUCUUCUUUUGUGGGUGAAUGGGGAGGAGUUCACCUUUUUUUUAAAAAAAAAAGAGUAAAA